GAUGCUUCGCGAAAACGUCGAAGACUUUUGUCCCUCUUCAUGCGCCGUACAGUACAACUAAAACGUGCUAUGUUGUGACUGAAUGAGGCAUCGGUUCUCUGAAACAGCUGCAGUACUGUGAGCACAUAUUUAGGCGGGACAGGCUGUAUCGUUUUGAAAAGACCACAUCGCGUUUACGCUGUUGUCUCUGCGCCUUUAGAGUCUCUGAAAUCUUAGCCUCAGCUGUUAAGCUAACGGCUAAUAAAGCCGAGGAGGGGACAGCAACGUCAACCAUAACAACAGCGUAGCCCGCUGCUAUUGAGCCGAGAUACACACAAGGGUUUAUAUCAGUGUGAAGGAUUAUCUGCGAACAUGUCGGCCGCGUCCAACGACUCGAGGAAACGGAGCAAGAAGCGGUAUGCGGCCGGCCACCACCACAGCAAGCGGUGGAAGGGCUCGCGGGAGCUGGAGGUGGGCAUGGAGGGGAUCCUCAUCACGUGCAACAUGAACGAGAGGAAGUGCACCGCGGAGGCCUUCAAUCUGCUCAAUGAGUACGCCGACGAGCUCUUUGGGCCCGAGAAGCAGCUGCAAGAUAACAAUGGGAGCAGCAGUGACGAGGAGGAGGCUGAGGAAGAUGUUGAGGUAGCGCUGAAGAAGGAAGUGGACCAGCUGAAAGCAUCUGGAGCUAAACAGCAGAGGCGCUUUCAGGCUUUGGACAGUGGAGCAAACAAUGUCAUCUUCAUCAAAACUCGAAAUCUGGAAUCGGACAAGCUGGUUCAUCACAUCCUGUCUGAUCUGCACACCACCAAGAAGAAAAAGUCCCGCGUGAUUCUUCGGAUGCUACCAGUAACGGGAACAUGCAAGGCCUUCCAGGAAGACAUGGUGAAGUACCUGACUACUUUCCUGGAGCCUUGGUUCAAAACCCCAAACUGUGGUACCUACCAGAUCGCCUUCAAGGCUCGCAACAGCAGCCACAACAAGAGAGACGAAAUCAUCAAAUCAAUCGCAGGUCUCGUGGGGAAGCUGAACCCAAAGAACAAAGUUGACUUGACCAACCCAGAACUGACAAUCAUUGUGGAGGUCAUCAAGGCGGUGUGUUGCAUCAGUGUGGUAAAAGACUAUGCUCUGUAUAGAAAGUACAAUGUCCAGGAAGUAGUCAAAGAGGACACACCAAAGCCCGAUGUGACCCCAGCACCAACGGAUACGAGCACAGCUGGGGAGAAGGAUGCACACGAUGCAGAGGAGACGACCAAAGAAGAGACGAAGAAAGGCGAAGAAGACAAUGACAACAGUGUGCCAGAGGAAGACAAGGAAGCUGGGGAGGAGGACGAAGGUCACGGGGAGUAAUGGCUCACAUUUAGAAAAGCCUGUCAGUCAGAUUUUUAAUUUCUAUGUGAAGCAAAAAAAAAAAGCCGUUCCUUUUUUUCACAACUGACUCGACGAAGGUUCGCAAAACUCGGAAGAGAAUCGGAAUUUAAUUUAAUAUCUUUUCCUUGUAUUCAUAAAGAUAUCUAUGACUUUAUUGAGAUGUCCAUUUUUAAAUAAGUGAUUUUUGAAUUAACUGGUAUUACCAUUUUGCAGCAUAACUGCCAUCAGCUCAGUUUUUUAAUGCUGAAUUUUAUUUUUAAUUUCAGUGUCAUUUAAAAAAAAAAAAAGUGUUUUGUUCUGGUUAACUUGUGUGUCGCAUUUAGUAACUGUUUUUUAAACUGUUAUUUCCUGAAGCAGUCCCUGAAUUAAAGUUAUCUGUGUGUUUGAA
Messenger RNA from Anarrhichthys ocellatus (wolf-eel), 1735 nucleotides. RefSeq names its product THUMP domain containing 1 (gene thumpd1). Bases 352 to 1326 code for a protein of 324 amino acids. Lineage: Eukaryota; Metazoa; Chordata; Actinopteri; Perciformes; Anarhichadidae. Gene Ontology annotation, molecular function: RNA binding. The record is from RefSeq and is a predicted model, not a curated record. The transcript is spliced from 5 exons. Gene Ontology annotation, biological process: tRNA modification.